AUGAAGAAGGUGGAUUGCCUCAAGUUCCUUAAGACGGAGAGCAGCCAAACCCGGUCUGGGAAUCCGUAUAACGAAGAGCAAGCAGACUUGUACAGUGAGGAAACUGGCAAUCAGUACAAUGAGGACCCAGCAAAUUCUUACCAGGAAGAGCUGGAGAAUGCAUUCAGUGGGGACCCGGACAUGGCCCAACAGGACAACUCGCAGGUCAACAAUGUUGACGAUAACAAAUGGCCUGGAUGGCCAGGAGAGAGUGUUUUCCGUAUACUGGUUCCAGCUCAGAAGGUCGGAGCUAUCAUUGGCCACAAAGGGGAGUUUAUCAAGAAGAUGUGCGAGGAGACUAAAGCGCGCAUCAAAAUACUUGAUGGCCCACCUGGUGUACCAGAAAGAGCAGUAAUGAUUUCAGCAAAGGAUGAACCAGAGGCACCUCUCUCUCCAGCUGUGGAUGGCUUACUUAGAGUUCAUAAAAGAAUAACUGAUAGUUCAGAUGGUGAAUCUGGUCGGCCUCAACGAAGUGCUGGUAAUAUAGGACCAACACGACUUCUAGUGCCAUCUUCGCAAGCUGGCAGCCUUAUUGGCAAGCAGGGAGCAACUAUUAAAUCAAUACAAGAUUCUUCUAAGUCCGUUGUCCGUAUUGUUGAGAAUGUGCCUCCUGUUGCACUACAUGAUGAUAGAGUUGUGGAGAUACAAGGCAAGCCUCUUGGUGUCCAAAAAGCAGUGGAAUUAAUAGCGAGUCACUUAAGAAAAUUUCUUGUUGACCGCAGUGUUCUUCCAUUGUUUGAAACACAUAUGAAAAUGCAUGGUAUGCCGAGGGAGCAACCAGUGCCACCUCUCCAGCAUUGGGGCCCUCAAACCUGGGGCCCUCCUCCGAACAUUCCUCCAGGUGGUCCUGGUUUUGGAGGAAAUCCACAGUUCAUGCCUCCAAGGCCGCAAGACAGUUAUUAUCCUCCUGAUGCCCCCCCUAUGGAAAAGCAGCCGCACUAUGGUAUUUCUGCAUAUGGUAGGGAGGCCCCACCAAGUGGUGCUUCUGCUGCAGGGAUUCAACCACCCUCUAUUGCAGCUGGUGCUAGUAUCAAUUAUAUCCGUAGACACAGUGGCGCAACAGUAACUAUUCAAGAAAGCAGAGGUGCACCUGGAGAGAUGACUGUGGAGAUAAUUGGGACUGCAGCCCAAGUUCAAACUGCUGAGCAACUGAUCCAGAAUUUCAUGGCAGAGGCUGCUCCCCCAGGCCCGCCGCCAGCUUCUAACCCUCCCGCUCCACCAGCUGAUCCGAGCUAUGGCUCUUACCCACCACCAUAUGGAGCAGCUCCUUCGGCGGCUGCCAGGCCUCAUCCGCAGCACAAUGGUGGGAGCUACGGUGGCCCGACCUACCCUCCCAGCUAUGGUUAUUAG
Miscanthus lutarioriparius is the source of this 1389-nucleotide messenger RNA. NCBI's taxonomy places the organism in Eukaryota, Viridiplantae, Streptophyta, Magnoliopsida, Poales, Poaceae. The record is from the annotation of a GenBank genome assembly.